Molecule: messenger RNA, 2496 nt
Organism: Suillus subalutaceus
Lineage: Eukaryota; Fungi; Basidiomycota; Agaricomycetes; Boletales; Suillaceae
Exons: 15
Coding region: 1-2496 (831 amino acids)
Source: RefSeq, a predicted model, not a curated record
AUGUCAUUUUCGAUGGGAUCAGAUAAUGUUGUUGAUGCAAUGAGUGUCAGUGGAGACUCGCAACAACCUGAAACUUCAGUUCCCUCCGGCCUUGAUACAUUCAAGACAGAGUACCAUCCGAAAUCUGGUCGCGCAACAACUAUAGAGACUUUCUCUACCUUCGGGCGCAAGCAAGAUCAAUGGUUGCCCAUCAUCGACGAAGAACCCUGGCAGCCGUUCAGCUGUCAUGCAGACUUCGAGUUUGCUGAACUCGCACACAAUGCCGCCUUGAACAAGGACCACACAGACGAGCUGUUGCAGCUCAUUUGGAGAAUCGCUGAGGGCCACGCAAAACUCACGUUCAAGUCCCACCGUGAUGUUUCUUCGGCCUGGGACAGGGCGGCCUCUCAGAUGACACCUUUCGAGAAGCAUACUAUCACUGCCCGACACAAACGGGAGGACCUUACAUUUGAUGUAUAUACACGCCCAUUGUGGGACUGGGCCUUGGACUUACUACAGGACCCAUUACUGGCGCCGCACUUUGUUUGGGAUGCACAGCGGUUGUACAAACAUGACGGGGCGCAUUACGAACACUUUUACCAUGAGCCUUGGACUGCAGAUCGCUGUCGUUUUACCGAAAACGGCGUCCCUUUUGCCUUCAUACUGUAUGCAGACAAGACGCAUCUGUCUUCUGCUGGGACCAUUAAAGCUUAUCCGGUCUUUGCUCAAUGUGGGAACUUGCCCGUUCACAUCAGAAAUACUGAUGGGCUGGGCGGCGGACUGGAUGACUCUAAGGAGGAUGGUAAACUGUCUUAUGUGAACCUCAAAUGGGUUGUGUGGCAUGACGGGUUUCUCAAGCUUCUUGAAACCAUCAUACUCUAUGCCAAGACAGGAUACGCACAUCUGUGUUCUGACGGUAUUGUUAGGUGGCUGUAUGCAUUCAUUUUGCUUUUGUCGGCUGAUUACGAAGAGCAAUGUGUCAUGGCGCUCAUACGGGGGACAAACUGUCAUUGCCCUUGUCCAAUCUGCCUUGUCCCAUCGGAUAAACUCUACGACAACACAUCUACUUAUCCAAUCCGAUCGCCUGAAGAUGCGCAAUCUUGUGUAGAACUGUGGAAGAAGAAUAAAGCAGCUGGAGAAGAAGCAUUAAAAAAACGGGGCUUGCGGCCAGUUAUGAAUGUCUUCUGGCAGAUCCCGAAUUCUAACCCUCACGAAACGAUCUCACAGGAUCACCUCCACGUUUAUCAUAUCGGGGAAUGGGGGAAACAUCUAUUUGGCGAGCUUAAACGACAUGCAGCGGCUUUGGGAUGCAGCGCCAAGAAGAAGAUUGACGAUCAGUUCGCUGCCUUCACACGUUGGCGCAAUUUGAAUCAUUUUGAUCGCGUUACCAACAUCACCUAUAGCGAUGGUAACAAACUUCGAGACAUUUCCAAGAUAUACGACGAAGCUGGCUAUGCACUUCUAUGGUGCAUAGUGAGUUAUCUACAUAUCGACAUGUACGUAUCACUUGACGUGCAUACAGACAGCACAAUCCAAGCAGGAAAAGUGGAGGUUCUGGUGUUUCAGACGCACUUAGAGGACUACAUCGCAAUUAUUGAGGAGACCGAUCCCGAUGCAACCAAGAACUGGAACUUUCCCAAGAUGCACGCCUCAAAGCAUAUUUUCGACGAUAUCCUCACAAAAGGUGCUGCCCGCAACUUCAGCACUCGACCGAACGAAAAGCAGCAUGGGCUGAUCAAGCGCUGGUACCUACGGCAGACCAAUUGUAAGGAUAUCACUAACCAGAACCUUGUACUCGACCAUAAGAGCUUCGUUACCGAGUUUAUUCGCAGCCAACUUGAAGACAAUGACACUGACGACGAGCCAUUUGAAGCUCACCUGCAUAUCGGUUUGCCCCUUAGGACUCUCACCAGCCUAGCGCAAGUGGAGGAAGACAACAGGUCAAAUCAUGCCUUUGACCAUUUCAGGAAGAAGCUUGCAACAUUUCUGAAUCACUUCCUGCCCUCCCACAACAUACCAUUACCAGACGGAAUACAGUGGCUGAAACUUUCAGCACAUGACCAAUGCUUGAUCAGAUCUCUGACACUUCAAAAGGUUCACGAACAUCGCUAUCUCAAAGUCCACUAUGAGUCAGCUGCUACCUGGAAGUUGGCCACUGACUAUCUGCGAUGCAGUUCAAGUUUUCAUGACAACGAGUGUCGUGACUGUGCUCUAAUCCGCACACAGGACAAGGAUGGCCACGACAAAUAUAUCUUUGUCAAGCUAUUAUUUGUGUUCAAGCUUACUGUCUGCAACUGCACCUUAGAUCUUGCCUUGGUUCUUCCCAUGGAUGCUUCACCACACCUGCGACUGACUCGACUACAUGCACGGCCUGCAGCUUUGUCUGAAUUCGUCACUCUUCAUUCCAUUAUUCGUGGUGCUUUACUUGUCCCAGAUUUUGGCAACCAUGGGGAUUAUUUUCUCGUCGACUACGUGGAUACUGAUAUGUUUCUUCGGGUCAAAAGGAACCUUUCUUAG